Messenger RNA from Serinus canaria (Common canary), 1799 nucleotides. It is a transcript of the gene TDRKH, whose product is annotated as tudor and KH domain containing. The record is from RefSeq and is a predicted model, not a curated record. Gene Ontology annotation, biological process: spermatogenesis. Lineage: Eukaryota; Metazoa; Chordata; Aves; Passeriformes; Fringillidae. Gene Ontology annotation, molecular function: RNA binding. The coding region runs from base 195 to 1799 and encodes 534 amino acids. The transcript is spliced from 13 exons.
UGAUUGGUGGAGAGCGGGAGGAGGCGGAGCCAGCGGCGGGGCGCGGGAGGCGGUGGAGGCGGCUCCGGGGCCGCAUCGAGGCCCGAACCGGGCCGGGCCCGAACCGGGGCCUUUCGGGGCCGGGCCAGGCCGAGCCAGGGUCGCUCCGGACCGAGGGGCGUCCCCGGCACCUGCAGCCCCGUCCGCAGCCGGCGAUGGCGGGACGCGGCCCCGUGCAGAGCCUGAGCAGCCUGCAGAAAACCGCUCUGCUCCUGGGCGUCCCGGCGGCGGCCACCGUGCUCUACAUCCUGUACCGGCGCUACCGGGAGAGCCGAGAGGCGCAGGUGACACUGGUGGCAGACGAGGGGCUGGAGGUGGGGGUCAAGGUGCCCCGCACGGCCCUGAAAUCGCUGAUCGGCCGCCGGGGAGCCACCAUCAACCAGCUGAGGCAGGAGACGGGAGCCCAGAUCGAGCUGGAGGAGGAGGAGGAGGAGGAAGGCGGGCACUCCCUGGUGCAGAUCUCGGGCUCGCCGGGCCAGGUGUGCCGGGCCAGGGCGGCCGUGCUGCGCAUCGUGGCCGACAGCGCGCCCGUGGCCGAGCAGCUGCGCGUGCCCCAGAGGGCCGUGGGCAGGAUCAUCGGGCGCGGCGGGGAGACCGUCCGGGCCAUCUGCCGGAGCUCGGGGGCUCGCGUGGAGUGCGGCCACGAGCCCGACGCCAGCCUGGCCCCGCUGCGCAUCAUCCGCCUGCUGGGGACGCGCAGAGAGGUGGAGGCGGCCAAGAAGCUGAUCAUGGAGAAGCUGUCGGAGGACAAGGCGUUCCGCCGGGAGCUGGCGCAGGCGGCGGCCGCGCGGUGCCCGCGGAAGCAACCCCUGGGCAGCCGCCGGGAGCCACCGGAGCCGCCCUCCGGUCCUCCCGGCAGCCCCGGGGGAUGGCAGGAGUGCUGGGAUGCGGAUUGGGCACCGGCGGCCCGUCCGGAAACGGCGGCGGGGAGCGACGGGAUCGAGCCGGAGAUGGGGAGUGAGGAGCCCGGGGAUGCGGGAGAGGAGCCCGAGGACAGAGGCGAGGAGGUGCCCGUGGCCAAGUUCGAGGUGCCCAGCCCAGAUUUCAGCUUCCCUGCUGACGAGCACCUGGACGUUUACGUGUCGGCGGCCGAGAGCCCCGGGCACUUCUGGAUCCAACUGCUGGGCACACGCAGCCUGCAGCUGGACAAACUGACAGCUGAGAUGGGCCACUUCUACCAGAGCAGCCCCCCCGUGCCACCCCCGUCCGUCCGUCCCGGUGACAUCGUGGCCGCCCCGUACCUGGACGAUGGCGAGUGGUACCGGGCGCGUGUCCUGGGGACACUGGACAACGGCCACCUGGACCUGUACUACGUGGACUUUGGGGACAACGGCGAGGCCCCCCCCGAGGCUCUGCGGGCCCUCAGGAGCGACUUCCUGAGCCUGCCCUUCCAGGCCAUCGAGUGCAGCCUGGCCGGGAUUGUCCCCAACGGUGGCACGUGGCCCCAGGCUGCCCUGGAGGAGUUUGACCGUCUCACGGGCUGUGCCCGCUGGGCCCCGCUGGUGGCUCGGAUCUGCAGCUACGGCCCGGCCGGGCCCUGCCUGCGCCUCUUCACGCACUGCCAGGGACAGAGCCUGGACGUGGGAGCAGAGCUGAUCCGUUUGGGCUACGCCGUGCCCGGGCCCCCCGAGGAGCCCUCGGACAAUCUCGGCUGCGCCGCCAUCCCGAGCCCGGUGGAGCCCGGGGACAGCCCCGGGACCCCGUCCUGCCUCAGCCUGCCCGCCGCCGCCGUGCCCGGGGACGCUGUCACGGUGAGCUGA